GCCUUUUUGUUUAUCGUUUUUAAUUUUUUCCUGAUUUUUGAAAAUAUUGUUUCGCGUCUACAUUACGCCCAAAGCCUCCUUCGGCGUCAUUUGAGCAUACCUCCUUCAUCUCUCCGUUAAUCUCCCUUUGUCUCUUCUUUUUAAUCUUCUUCUCGACCAGCUAGGAAGGGCACCUGAUUUUGUGUCUUUCCCAUCAGUUUUUGGCCCUCAUUCGGACUCUGAUUGGCCUUUUAAGAUUGUGAACUGCUACUGGUAACGCAUAAUUACAUAUUGGGGAAAAGGCAUUCUUGACUCUUGAGUUUGUGAGCUUCUUAAAAAUGCAGCAAGAUUGUGUUUCCGAGCGGCCUUUGUUUGGGGGUGCUGUCACUAGCACGUUUCCUCAUAGGCUACAGGAUUUGAGCAACAUUCGUCAAGUCCCUGAUCACCAGGAGGCAUUUGCAGAUCCUGCCCGUGAUGAAAGCUUGAUAUUCGAGCUGCUAGAUUUGAAACGAGAUGUUAGUGAUAAUGAAAGUGCAGUCUGGUUUUUUCAAGACCUCAUGACUGAACAGGAUGCAGGAAAUUUGGGAAUGGAAGCUGUUGAGCAGCCCAGGAUGGUCUAUUAUGGAAAUAUGCCGGCAGUCAUGACUAAAGCUGUUGGCCAAAUGGACAUCUCUAAAGGACGACAAGGAAGGGAAGCACAAAAUAAAGUCAAGGUAUUUUUAGCAAAUCUACGUCUUAAAGGAGCUGGAACGGAUGUGCUAAUCACUGCUUACGAGCCCAUUUUGAUAAACCCUUUGAGCGAGAGCGCAAGCACAGUGGGCGCUGGUUUUGCGGUUCCUGCCGCGCAGUGUGGAUGUAUGCCAAUGGCUGAAAUUUUUGAACUUGCUGUCUCUACUUUCAAAGUCCAUGACUGGAGCCUUUUCGGAACUGGUUCUUCUUGAGAAGUGUCACAGGGAGUUUAUGAACAGGUAAAAAAAGCUCCUGGGCUUCUUGAAGAAAAUGCUCGGGCGCAGGUCCACGGCUGUCUUGAAAAUUAAUCUUCUCCUUCUGUUGUUCCUCACAUAAACAUUUAUUCCGAUUAUGUUGUUGUUGCUUGCUUUUAUCAGUUGUGGUAUAGGAUUACUCCCACACCCAUGUGGGAAUUUCGAGAAAUAUCAUCUUCUACCGUGGGUUUAGGAGUUGUACAGAUGUUUCUCAUGGAGCCAUCUUUGGGAAGCCUACUUGCAUUCUUGUCAUGUUUUCCGAAGAGAACAAAUAGGUUAGGUCAAGAAAAAGAAAAACGAUUUUGUGGUUCUUAUUAUUUUAAUGCACAAAUUUUUGCUGUUA
This is a messenger RNA of Malania oleifera, 1305 nucleotides long. RefSeq lists its product as uncharacterized. Gene Ontology annotation, molecular function: guanyl-nucleotide exchange factor activity; small GTPase binding. The record is from RefSeq and is a predicted model, not a curated record. The transcript is spliced from 9 exons. The coding region runs from base 318 to 920 and encodes 200 amino acids. NCBI's taxonomy places the organism in Eukaryota, Viridiplantae, Streptophyta, Magnoliopsida, Santalales, Ximeniaceae. Gene Ontology annotation, biological process: protein import into nucleus. Gene Ontology annotation, cellular component: nucleus.